ACAGCGUUGCGUGGAGCCGCAGGUGCAGCCAUGUGACCGGCGCACCUGUCUCAGGUUACCUGUUUCUACGGCACUUUCAUUACUGUACUCUACUGUACUACCUGUUUUUUCACCGCGCGUUCGUGUUAACGUCCCUGUUUUUCUAGCUUAACACGGCGCGCUUGGCUCUCGUACCUCAUGGAUCCAAAUAAAAUCAACGGCCUGGAGGGGGCGCUGUCGGCCGUGUACCGUGCCGCUCUCAAGCUGCGCUCCUUGCAGAAACUGUGUCAAAUGGAUGGGGUCCGCACCUGUUCCCUCAGCAGUGCCCUGCAGUCCCAUGGCAGGAACGUGGGCCCUGGUGGCAAGAUCAGCAAAGAGGAGGUGGGAGCCUGUCUGCAAAGGCUGUUUCAGGGUGUGUCCCAGGAUCCACCAUAUCAGAUGACACCAGAAGCCAUAGAGCACACCACCAGGCUGCUGUUCAAACUGUUUGAUAGGGAGCAGUCUGGCUUUGUGUCGCUGCGGUCUAUGGAGGUAGUACUUAUUGCCCUGUCAGGAGACUCACUUUCAGCGAAGCACGCAGCGCUGUUCCAGCUGGCGAUGAGCUGCAGCGAAGAGCAGGACAGUAGCACAGUGAGCCAGAGUGGUCUGAGGACAGUGCUGGAGGACCUGAGCCAGGUCCCAGUGGUGGUUCAGGAGAGUCAUGUGUUUGGUCGAGUGGACACUGCAGUGCAGUCCUGCUUCCAAGAGAUCCUGGAUGGUCGUGUUCCUGAGGAGCACUUUUUGUGUUGGCUGAGGACAGAACCACAGCUGCUGCUCUGGCUGUCCACGCUUUCCAAGGUCUCUGCCAGCGAGGCUGUGGUCCAUCGAGUUCGCUGCCACACAUGCAAGGCGUUCCCCAUUAUUGGGCUCAGGUAUCGCUGCCUCAAGUGUCUCAACCUGCAUCUCUGCCAGACAUGCUUCCUGGCUCAGAGGGGUACCAGGAAACACAAGCCCUCCCAUCCUGUACUGGAAUAUUGUACUCAGCCAUCUCUGAGGGAAUCACUGGCAUCACUGGCACACCACGUACAAGAGAAGUUCAAAAAGAGGCGCUUUGGCAGGAGGGAGGCAGAGACGAGGAGUGCCGUUUGCAUACCGGAAACACUUAAUGGAGCUCAACUCAGGUCCAGCACUCCUGCCUUGACCCAAGACAACAGUACAGAGCCCAAGGCAAAUUUCGAGACCACGACAUCACGGCCCAGGGUAGAGUCCAAAGCCAUGCAGACAGACACAUCUCUACAGACCCAGGAGAAGACUUUGCUUUUCAAACAAGAUCUGUAUCAAACACAAAUGGCUCUUAGAGACCUGCAGAGGGAGAAGAGGCAGUUGCAGAAACAGUUCCAGGUUUGGACAUCUUCUGCCCAGUCAGAGCAUAACACACUAAAGAACAAAUGCUGCCAGAUGGAAGCUGCUGUAGAAGUCCUGGUCCACCACAACCAGAAUCUGCAGGAAGAACUCUUAAGAGUUCAGCAGAUGCUGGAGGCAUUAACCAAAGAAGAGGAAGACAAUUAUGUAUCUGACAUUAAGCAUCCAAAAGCAGAGAAAAUGGUAUAUAAUCCCAGCCAGACAGAGAUUAAAACAGCAUCAGCCUUUUCUCAUGAAGAAGGAACAGCUCAGACGAGCCACAAAGUCUCUGGCCAGUCUACUGAAAAUGUUGUUGCUCAGAAGCCCAGCAGACUGUCUGAAUGGCACCCCCUUGAUGAGAACCAGGAAUUAAAGCCAUAUGAAGACAGCACCCUCUGGCAGGACUCACACCCUGGGAGAGAAAACCAGAACAGCUCAGACUCCUUUGUUGAGCAAGAGGCACAAUUGUUUGAUUUAGUGCAGCGGCUGAAGAGUUCCCUUACUCUAAACCAGCAAAGAGGGUCAAUCUCUGUACCCCAAGGGGAGCUACUGGUGGCUGCUGAAGUUGUCAGAAGCUCCAUUUCUCAACUCGUCAGUGCUGUCAGCCUGUGCAGUCCCCCCUGCAUCCAAACUCUGUGAAAUCACAACAGCCACCCACAGUCAGUCAUA
Scleropages formosus (Asian bonytongue) is the source of this 2028-nucleotide messenger RNA. It is a transcript of the gene dytn, whose product is annotated as dystrotelin. The transcript has 14 exons. The record is from RefSeq and is a predicted model, not a curated record. Gene Ontology annotation, biological process: synaptic signaling. Gene Ontology annotation, molecular function: zinc ion binding. NCBI's taxonomy places the organism in Eukaryota, Metazoa, Chordata, Actinopteri, Osteoglossiformes, Osteoglossidae. The coding region runs from base 178 to 1998 and encodes 606 amino acids. Gene Ontology annotation, cellular component: plasma membrane.